This is a messenger RNA of Trematosphaeria pertusa, 3768 nucleotides long. RefSeq names its product P-loop containing nucleoside triphosphate hydrolase protein. The coding region runs from base 1 to 3768 and encodes 1255 amino acids. Gene Ontology annotation, biological process: maturation of SSU-rRNA from tricistronic rRNA transcript (SSU-rRNA, 5.8S rRNA, LSU-rRNA). Gene Ontology annotation, cellular component: nucleolus; intracellular anatomical structure. The record is from RefSeq and is a predicted model, not a curated record. The transcript is spliced from 2 exons. NCBI's taxonomy places the organism in Eukaryota, Fungi, Ascomycota, Dothideomycetes, Pleosporales, Trematosphaeriaceae. Gene Ontology annotation, molecular function: RNA binding; ATP binding.
AUGCCGAAAUUUGUGCCCCGACAACGAAAGCACAAGGUCCUCGCAAGGCAGAAACAGCAUGGCGGAGCAAGGGAUGAAGCAGAGGUGGAUGCGAACGCCUUGGAGGUCCUGCCCGCGGCGCAGAAGGAGCGGGAGGAGAGAAAGAAGGCCAUGAAGGAGGAAUUGGUCGCGGAGGCGAAGGGCAAGAUGAGCAGUAAGAAGAAGAAGAGGCUGGAUAAGUAUAUUGAUACGAAACUCAAGAAAGAAGAAAAUAUCGCGCUGCUUAAGAAACUCGCCGCGCAGAAGGUCGAUACGAGUCUGUUUCAGAGCUCGAAGAAGCUGGGCAGGGGAGAGGAGACGCGGAGGGAGAAGUUAAGGAGGGCGCUUGCGGAACGGAGGGUCGGUGUGGAUGUGGAGAAGAAUGAAGCGCUACUGCUGGAGAGGAGGGAUGGUGGGCAGCUUGAGGGUGUCAGAGAUACCAGCAGCUCAGAGGACGAGGCUACGGAGACAUCGCGACCCGCUACUGAACGUACAAGUGGGUCCACGGACCCGAAGCCUACUUCGCGCAAACGAGAACGGUCGCCUUCGGAGAUUGCUGCAGAUGCAUCGGAAGAAGUGGCACCCGAGAUGCCUAUUUCACAACCCCCACAAUCUGCUGGUCUUUUUGGAAGUGGAUUGAAGCGACCACUGGAGAUUGAUAAGUCGGGCAGGCCUGUCAUUCAGACUAGGAAGAGGCGAAAAGCGCAGCAUAAACCGAUAAUUGCUCAGGAGGAGGUUGAGUGGGAAGGCUUCAGCUCAGACGAAGGCAAUGAGGCGAAUGUGGACAAAGUUGAAGACUCUGAUGAAGCUGCGAGUUCUGAAUCCGAAUCAGCGGAUUCCGAAGAGACCGACUCCGACGGCGACGAGGGAUCAGACCUUGAAUUGGACGAAUCCGAGGAAGAUUCGGAGGAUGAGAGCGACAGCCAGACUACCAUGGAUGAAGAUAGCAGGGUGGCAAAGAGCGAACGAGCAUCGGCAUUCAAGGCUUGGGCAACGCAGCAGAGGAAUGAGGCCAUUGGCUUCGUUCCGACGAACAACCUCACAUAUGCAGUACCUCCGAAACCAGCCAACUUCAAACCACGCGUACCAGAGCUCGACCCAUUACCCCCGGAACUCGAGACCAACACCGCCACCGAUGCGACGAGGAAGGCUUACAGUGUUGCCGUGGAGAGAUCGCCAGAAAUACAGGAGGCAAGAUUGCAGCUGCCCGUCGUUGCUGAGGAGCAAAAGAUCAUGGAGGCAAUACAUAACAACGAUGUCGUCGUGGUAUGGGGUGCUACCGGUAGUGGUAAGACUACUCAAGUGCCACAAUUCCUCUACGAGGCGGGCUAUGGCGCUCCCGAUGGGCCGACACCAGGUAUGAUUGGGGUGACCCAGCCGCGACGAGUGGCUGCCGUUAGCAUGUCCAAGCGAGUCGGAGAUGAGUUGGGGAAGGACGGGUCAAAAGUCGCAUACCAGAUCCGCUUCGACACAUCUACGAGCGCGAAAACGGCCGUCAAAUUCAUGACUGACGGUGUUCUUCUGCGAGAGAUAUCGCAGGACUUUGUCCUCACCAAAUACUCCGCCAUCGUCAUCGACGAGGCUCAUGAACGAAGCGUCAAUACCGAUAUUCUAAUUGGCAUGCUGAGCAGGAUUGUCGACCUCCGGGCUCAGAUGGCUCGGGAAGAUCCGAAGACCAAGGCUCUGAAGCUCAUCAUCAUGUCUGCUACUCUUAGAAUAUCGGAUUUCACGGACAACAAGCGACUCUUUCGACACGGACCACCGCCGUUAAUGAAGGCGGAAGGGCGGCAGUAUACAGUUACGAACCACUUCGCUCGAAGGACACAGCGAGACUACGGCGAAGAAAUGUACCGCAAAGUCUGCAGAGGCCAUCGCAAGCUCCCCAAGGGAGGGAUAUUAGUCUUCCUGACUGGGCAGAACGAAAUCACACAUCUUGCGAAACGACUAAGGGAAACGUUUGCUUCGACCCAAGGACCGGAUGUCAAGAUUGGCAAGGUCCAGAUAUCACCCGCAGAAGCCCCGUUGGAGACCGAAGACAUCGACCUGGGUGGAAAAGCCGAGGAGGAUGAGGUUGAGGACAAUGACGGAUCAGAUUCGGAAGGGUCCAUGAUUAUGGGACUGGACGGCGAGGAAGAUAAGGAAUUCGACAUUGAGGAAGAGGAGGCCGAGCAGACCGUAAUGAAAGUCCACGUGCUCCCACUCUACUCUCAGCUUCCAACAAAUCAGCAACUACGUGUUUUCGAACCUCCUCCAGAAGGCUCCCGACUCAUCGUCCUUGCAACGAACGUGGCGGAGACCAGUCUUACGAUACCAGGAAUUCGAUAUGUGUUCGACUGCGGAAGGGCGAAAGAGAAGAAGUACGACCUAAUAACAGGCGUACAGAGCUACGAGGUCGGGUGGAUCAGCAAGGCGAGCGCGAAUCAGCGAUCUGGUCGUGCGGGACGUACCGGCCCGGGCCACUGUUACCGGCUAUACUCCUCAGCCGUGUUCGAGCGUGACUUUGAGGAGCACGCGGUUCCCGAGAUUGUUCACACUCCGCUCGAGGGCGUCGUUCUCCAGCUUAAGAGCAUGGGAGCCCCCGUCGUCAACUUCCCGUUCCCAACACCACCGGAUCGCGAGAACCUCCAAAAAGCGGAGAAUCUGUUGUCGUACCUGGGAGCGCUGUCCCAAGACGGUAAAGUGACUAAGCUGGGUCAUGAGCUGUCACUCUACCCCCUCAACCCACGUUUCGCUCGAAUGCUGGUCAUGGGCGUUGCUCAGAGCCUGGCUGCAGAGACAAUUGCCUUGGUAGCCGCGCUCUCUGUUCCAGAACUCAUCAUACCCGAGAACAAGCUGGGGCUACGGGAGCCACCACCGCAAGAUCCGUCUGCUAUCCGCACCGAGCAGGAUAACCUAGAAGCGGAUGACCGGUCCAGGCUAAGGAAGGCCUACAAUGCUGCCCAGGCAAAGCUCGCGGUGAACGCAAAACAGAGCGACUGCAUCAAGCUCAACAAUGCUGUUUGCGCUUACGCCCACGAAACCAACCCUCAAGCUUUCUGCGACGACAUGUUCCUCAACUCGAAGGCGAUGCACGAAGCAAGUCAACUCCGACAGCAGCUCACGUCAAUCGUACGAGCUCACCGACCGACAGCUAUCAGCACAUACAAUGCAAAGCUCGGUGCUCCCUCCGAAAAAGCUAUAAACCUGUUGACGCAGAUAUGUGCGGCGGGCUUCAUCGAUCAGGUUGCAAUGCGUGCCGACCUUGCUCCCGUUCCGCCUGAAUUUCCACGGAAGCCGAAGACAGCGAUUGAUGUCCCCUAUGUCACCCUUUUCCCGUCACAGAUAGGCAGGUCGAAGACCACGGACCCGAGCGAGCAGUAUGUGUAUAUACAUCCCUCGUCCCUGCUCGCUCGUACGCCUCCAGCGAAGCUGCCCGGGUACAUCGUCUACUCCCAUCUGCAAAAGGCAGCACCCUCCACAGCCGACUCAGUGAAAACACCCAAGACGCGCAUGCAUCCUCUCACACUCGUCACGCGACCGCAGCUUAUCAACAUCGCACUCGGUACCCCGCUACUGCAAGUUUCGAAACCGAAGGGUAAGAUCGUGGAGAUGGAUCGCGAGAAGGGUAAACCGGAGCGCAGGGAAUGCGAAGUUGAGCUCUCGCUUGUAGGCGAGAAGGGCGGUCGGGGAUGGGGUUUGGGAGUUAGGAGGGUGAUUCAGAGGAAAGAUGCGGUGACGAGGGUGUGGAGUAUUGAGAAGAUUCUGGGGUGA